AUGCCUACUGUUUUGUUGGCUGACGUGUUUAGCUGGACUUCCCUAAAAUUCUAUGCAGAUAACAUUGUUCGAGUAGGCAGUGAACGCGCACUUUUCUUCUUUUUAGAGGCUCUUGAGAAUUUUGGAUUAGCUGACCGCAUUGCCAACCUUAUCCUUACUUUGAAUUUGCCGUUUGAAUUUCUCAUAAAGGCUUUGAUACUUCUACUAAAUGGUCGCGUUUCUAGUCUCAUAAAUCCGCCUCCUAAUCCCGCUCCAGCUCAGUCCUCUUUGGUUAAACUGUCAAUUUCCGACGGCUCUCGAAAGCAGCUGGUAUCAUGGCUGGAUUCGGUCAAAGCCCAGAAGGACUCACUUAUUGACACUGAGACUCUGGACGAACUUGCCAAGGCACUCCAUUAA
Molecule: messenger RNA, 396 nt
Organism: Mesocestoides corti
Lineage: Eukaryota; Metazoa; Platyhelminthes; Cestoda; Cyclophyllidea; Mesocestoididae
Source: the annotation of a GenBank genome assembly